Messenger RNA from Oryza brachyantha (malo sina), 2048 nucleotides. Its product is annotated as 3-ketoacyl-CoA synthase 6-like. Gene Ontology annotation, cellular component: membrane. The transcript has a single exon. NCBI's taxonomy places the organism in Eukaryota, Viridiplantae, Streptophyta, Magnoliopsida, Poales, Poaceae. Gene Ontology annotation, biological process: fatty acid biosynthetic process. Gene Ontology annotation, molecular function: acyltransferase activity, transferring groups other than amino-acyl groups. The record is from RefSeq and is a predicted model, not a curated record. The coding region runs from base 76 to 1548 and encodes 490 amino acids.
GGUACGUUGCCCGCGCACGUACACGUACACUCCACGCUGAUCGAUCGGAGGCGGAGCCGCCACCGGAUCGACACGAUGAGCGCGUCGCCGACCCAGCUGAAGCGGCUCAAGCCGCUGUACCAGCACGUGGUGAACAACUUCCUCGUCGUGGUGGCCGCGCCGCUGGCGGUGGCGGCGCUGGCCAACGUGGCGCGGGCGGGGCCCGAGGAGGUGGCCGCGAGGGCGCGGGCGCUGCGGCCGGCGCACGUGUUCCUGGCGGCGUUCGUGCCGGCGGCGGCCGCGACGCUGUACCUGAUGCUGCGGCCGCGGCCGGUGUACCUCGUCGACUACGCGUGCUUCCGCACCAAGCCCCACUGCCGCGUCCCGUUCGCCACGUUCCUCGAGCACGCCAAGCUGGUGACGUACGUCGAGGGCGCGUCGAUCGACGAGCGCAGCGUGCGGUUCAUGACGCGGCUGCUCGAGCGGUCGGGGCUCGGGGAGGAGACGUGCCUGCCGCCGGCGCACCACUUCAUCCCGCCGUACCGGAACCUGGAGGCCUCGCGCGCGGAGGUGGAGGUCGUCGUCUUCAACGCCAUCGACGACCUGCUCGCCAAGACGGGGAUCAGCGCCUCCGCGAUCGACAUCCUCAUCGUCAACUGCAGCCUCUUCGCGCCCGUCCCGUCCUUCACCGACAUGAUCAUCAACAGGUACAAGAUGCGCGCCGACGUCCGCAACGUGCACCUCUCCGGGAUGGGGUGCAGCGCCGGCCUCAUCUCCGUCGGGCUCGCGCGCAACUUCCUGCAGGUCGCGCCGCGCGGCGCGCACGCGCUGGUCGUGUCGACGGAGACCAUCACGCCCAACUACUACGUCGGCAAGGAGCGCGCGAUGCUCCUCCCCAACUGCCUCUUCCGCAUGGGCGGCGCCGCCGUGCUGCUGUCCACCUCGCGCGCCAAGGCCCGCUUCCGCCUCUCCCGCGUCGUGCGGACGCUGACCGGCGCCCAGGACAGCGCGUACCGGUGCGUGUUCCAGGAGGAGGACGGCGAGGGCCACCGCGGCAUCAACCUCUCCAAGGACCUCAUGACCAUCGCCGGCGACUCGCUCAAGGCCAACAUCACCGCCAUCGGGCCGCUCGUCCUUCCGGCGUCGGAGCAGCUCCUGUUCGCGCUGUCCUUCAUCGCGCGGCGGGUGCUGAACCGGCGGGUGAAGCCGUACCUCCCGGACUUCCGCAUGGCGUUCGAGCACUUCUGCAUCCACGCCGGCGGCCGCGCGGUGAUCGACGAGCUGCAGCGCAGCCUCGGCCUGUCGGACGAGCACGUGGAGGCGUCGCGGAUGGCGCUGCACCGGUUCGGCAACACGUCGAGCAGCUCGCUGUGGUACGAGCUGGCCUACAUCGAGGCCAAGGGCCGCAUGCGCCCCGGCGACCGCGUAUGGAUGAUCGGCUUCGGCUCCGGCUUCAAGUGCAACAGCGCCGCGUGGGAGUGCAUCUCGCCGGCGCGCAACGCCGACGGGCCAUGGGCCGACAGCAUCUGCCGCUACCCCGUCGACAUCCCGGAGGUGCUCAAGCACUAGCCACCGCCGUAGCUCCCCCCCUCGCCCACCACGGCGAGGCCGGACCGACACCGCCGCGACGUGACAGUGUGUGUGUGUGUGCGCGGUGGCCGGCACGGCCGGCCGUGCCGCAGCGCGUGGCGUGGCGUCGCCGGAGACAGCGUCCGACCGACCGGGAGGUGUGCGGCCUGGCCGCGUUAAAUGCGGAGACUGACGCGUGCAUGUGCUCGCGUACGAGCGGUUAAAUCCCAUCCAAUUUAUACACGUACGUAUAGCCGUGGUCCUCUCUCUCUCUCUCUCUUUUGUUCAGUGUAAUAACCUUUUGCUGUCCUCUUCUUCAUUGUCUCUCUCUUUCCCUUUUGAGAUCUGGCUAUCGAUCGAUCUCUCACUCACCACUUAUCUCUCUCGCAAUUGAUUUUUUUUUUAAAAAAAAAAGAAGAAGAGAAAUGUACUGCAGGUUUGGUCAAUUUAUCAAUCAAUAUGUACCAGCUGAAAUAAAAACGAUAUUUAUAUCAAUGCAA